AUGGUCUAUGGCCUCCAACAUGGAAGGUUGCAUAUACAGCCUACCGCGAUGUGGAUGAAUAUGGGGUAUUGGUCUGAAGACGCAGUCAAGAACAAAACUAUGGCUGAAGCAUGCCGCGACCUUCACGAUGAGGUGCUCGCCCAAGCAGGCUUCAACCACAAAACCGAAAGCGCCGAGAACGUAAAAGUUAAUCGACGUGCAAGAUGUCUCAUCGACUUAGGUAUUGGCUGCGGCGACCAAACCAUCCAUGUGAUGAGUAAGACUCCCAUUCGACCUUGCGACGAAGCCUGGUGGGGGAAACGAGAUCACAAUGUUAUGUUCGACUCGUAUAUCGGCAUAACGAACGACUCGACACAAGCCCAGUACGCUUCCGAACGCGUCGAAGAGCUCAAACGCGUGCUUCCAGGUCAGAGUCCCGCUAUCUCUGUUUUCUGCGCCGACGCAUCUCAGCCCGAGGUUUGGGACGCGCAAGUUCACUCCAGUAUCCAAACCGCUCAAUCAGGCACACAAGAAACAUGGGUACUUGCGCUGGACACGGCAUACCAUUUCUCGCCCUCCCGCUGGCCGCUCAUCAAUUACGCAUGCCAAACUCUCAGGGCGUCUUUCAUGGCCUUCGACUUAUGUCUCUCCCCCACGGCCACGUUCCGACAGAGGCUCACACUCCGUAUCCUGACAAUGCUCAUGGGCGCGCCGUGGACAAACUUUGUCACACCGGAGCAGUAUCGGCAAAACUUGAUCGCGGCUGGUUACGAGGAGACAUCGGUCAGUGUAGUAGACGUGAGUGAGCAUGUGUUUUCGCCGCUUGCAAAGUUCAUGGAGGAGCAAGAUCGCAGGCUGAAGAUGCUUGGUCUUGGUUUGGGACGAUUCAAGGUUGCGAGAAAGAUGUUUGCGUGGUGGGGACGCUCGGGUGUUGUUAGAGGGGUUGUUGUUGUUGCUAAGCAGAGGAACGAUCAAGAUGAGUUGUGA
Dothidotthia symphoricarpi CBS 119687 is the source of this 966-nucleotide messenger RNA. RefSeq lists its product as uncharacterized. Bases 1 to 966 code for a protein of 321 amino acids. The record is from RefSeq and is a predicted model, not a curated record. Lineage: Eukaryota; Fungi; Ascomycota; Dothideomycetes; Pleosporales; Dothidotthiaceae. The transcript is spliced from 3 exons.